CGYUUUUUAUAGAUUCUUUUCCCGGGUGGUAGGCGGUCAUAAGUGUUUGCUGUUAGUCGUUGGCGCACAGUAAGCAAAGUGGGUAGCGUCGCGCCGUGMUACCAAAUAAUUUAACUUGUAUUGUAUGUAUGUGCUCGUAGUCGUCGGUGUUUCCGUUUAACCAGACCAAUCGCGUGUGAGAAGAUUUAUGUUGUUGUUGCGUAUGCUGCAGCCAGCUACAUAUCCUCGUGCGGUUGGCAUAUGUGUUACCGAUUUCGAGUGGGAAUUCGUGAGUGUUUAAUCCCGGUUAGCAGCAUGAUUAUCGAGCGCACCGGGGUGUGGAUAUGGCUGGUUGGGCGUGAUGCUGUAAAACCGAACCUAAUUUGUGGGUGUGACGUGAAAAACGUCUUUGGGYUCAUGUUUGCAUAUUCAUGCGAAUAUAUAAAUGCACUUACAUACAUACAUAUAUAUGUAUCUGCACACAUACAUAUGUUGUAUACCUUGAUGGUUCGAGCCGUUACAUUUGUCCCGCCAUAAGUUAUGCGAACGUUCAUAUGUAGUUGUAUGUGUGCGAAGUUAUAUCUCAAUUUAUGAUGCAGGUAACCCGGUGUAUUGGAAUUCAGUGGCAGCUAACGCUAACUCUAACUUUAACCCUUUAUGUUGCACACGUUCACGUGGUUAGGUUGUACCAACACAGCUGUAGGGAAAUGCCAAUACAGCAGUCAAGCCGAAUAUACUGACGAUGCACAACGAAAUUACAUAUGCGCGUACGUACAAUUAAAAUGUUUCUAAAUUAUCUUUAAAAGACGGUAUUGAGAUUUAACUGACUAAAAAGCUUAAACAUUUUUUAUGAAUAAAAGUUUGUGUGCAAUUAUCUACAACAGAAACGUGUACAAAUGAAAACUCGCAGUGAAAAAUAAUGAAAUUCCCUUCGCGUAGUAAUAGCAAAAGCUCAACAAUAAUAGCUACGGUGCAAAACGCUGACGCUAGUAGCGGCAUGCGUGCCUCAAAAUAUGUAAACGUUCAUAAAGACACCAAUAAGGACACUGGCAAGGAUCGGCGCAUGCCUAGUCUGUUAGCGAAUGCAGUGAAAAUGAAGAUAACAAAGUGUAAUGCCACAAAGUUGGCCAACUCCAAUAAUGGAAAUAAAGGCUUAGCCACGACGACUAUGUCGAAUACAAACACAAAUGUGUUUUACAACAAUAUGUGCAGAUCAUUGAAUGAGAAUCACAGAAUGACACAGCUAACGAAUUUUCAAAACGCUCAAGAAUCAAAAGGAUUAGACAAAUUAAAUGGACUUUGUUCAACAACAACAACAACAACAACACAACAGCAUAGAACAAGUGGUGAAUGUGGCGAAAUGGAGUGCCAACCGAUACAACAACAAACACAAUAUUACGGACAGCAGGAUCAGCUAUUGGUGGAAGAUAYGUCAGCUUGUAUGGCAAAAGCAACAACAACCGAARCAACAGACGAACGGCGUGAUCACUUCAAUCUGCUGCCCAACAACGACACAAGAGUGACAGGGAACGGCGGCAUAUUAAAGGMAGGGCAAAGCCAAUCGCCACCACAGCCAAUGCUGAGCGAGCGUGCAAGGAUCGAACCUACAACAAUGAAACUGACUGCGCCCAAAGUCGACGCAGCCGAUCACUCAAUACAUUCAACACAGCAACAACAACAACCGAAGGUGCAGACAGUGCAGCACACAGAAGAGAAUUGUACGCAGGCGAGAAACACAAGCAUAUCUCAAACAACAAUAACAAAUGCAAUGCGCUCGCCUUGUACGUUUGYAAACUCACACACGCAUAACCGAUCGACAACGCCACCGACACCACAAGCGCACACAAAACCAACACAACUACAAGCCGAACAGCAACAACAACAAAAAYCUCCUGCGUCAUUGUCAACGUCGUCUUCGGCCGCUAUACCGUCGCAUUCGUCUUCGUCUUCGCAUUUGGCUUCGUUACUGGCACAGCCUGCUGCUACACUGRCGUUGACGUCGUCUUCGGCGGCAGCGACGWCUGUGUCCGCGUCGCCAAUAAGGUCCGCAACACCAAAACUCAUAUCAGUUGUCAACGAAACAUCAAAGCAAACGGUGUUACGUACGAUCGGUGAAGCCCGAARCACAACAUCAACCAUAGUCAAAUCAACAGCAGUGAACGCUUUAGAGCAAACGGCUAAUGUUACACAAAUAAAAACUCCCACAACACUUGCAACGAAKGCUUAUUUUCAAGUGAAAUUAGAGACGACGAGUCAAGUCGMAGMCGAAACGGCGAUUCAGCAACAGCARCASCAAGCGAGCGGUGACGUUGUUGUUAGAGAUAGUGUUGUCAACACGGAUCCCCAACAAAUACAACAAGAGUUAGUGACGCGAGAUAAAAAUGCCAAAAACGUUGAUAAGUUUCGUAAUGCGAUAACAACGUCUACGACGUUAACAAAAACGAAACAAACACUAAUACCGACUGCUGCCGUGGCGCCGGUUGUAACCGCAAAUGCCGCACAAAUAUCCGUUAUCAAYAGUAAUAACAAUAAUAAUCAUAACAAUAAUAACGGUAAAUUAAGUGUUAGUGUAAACAAUACAAGCGUGAGUGAAAGCAAAAAUGCCAAAAUUAGUGACAAACAACAAGAGCAAAUACCUGUAGAGCAACAACAAAACGAACUAUUGCCACUUAACUAUCGCGGUGCAAACAAUUCGGUAAUUAUAGCUAAUUUUAAUAGCAACAGCAACAACAACAACAACAAUAACAACAACAGCAACCACAACGCAAUUAACACGUCGCACUACGCACAAGAGCAGGCACCAGCAACAGCAUCAACAACAACAACAGUACACAUAUUAACAGGUGAACAACAUUUGACUGAGCCGCAGUAUUUGCGCUACACUCAGCAACUGUCGCAGGAUAGUAUUGGUGAGGUGCAACACCAACAUCACCAGCAACAACAGCAAUUGCUGCAACUCACAUCGAAUAUACUCAACAGUGCUGAUCCCAAUUUAAAUUUGGCUGUCGCCACUGAACUGCAACAACAACAACAGCAGCAACAACAACAUCACCAACAUUUUUUCACACCUUAUAACAGUUGUGCCUACGAUCUGUCGCGUCAUAAUCAGCAACAGUUGCUACAACUUGAUCACCAGCAGCAGCAACAUCAAACACAACAACAGCUCACAAAAGAGUUGCUCGAUAAAUCCGACUUAAUUGCUUUGCAUCCCUCACAUUUACUAUUUACCCAACAUCUGUCGACUGCGUCGCCGUACGUACACUCACCUCCGUCGCAUUUGCAUCCUCACGUGCACACGCACCCACACGCACAUCAUCCACAAUUCAUUGACGACAAUAUGCGUAACAAUUUCAGUCUAUACACCUAUGGUGGCAAUCCACAUGAUCAUCUGCAGCAUCAUUCAAGCACUGRCGCCGCACCCAGCAGCAUUGACGAGGUCAUACAGGACACGCUAAAGGAUGAGUGUCUCGAGGAUCAUCACACGGGUGUCAGUUACUGUACGUUGACCACCGUGCCCGACCUUAAGGAUGCUUAUCAUCAUACGCAUAUGUUGGGCGCAGCGGAGCAACAGGUGCUGACACCCACUCAGCUGCAUCAGUUGCAUGUGAACACACAUCAACAUCACAACAAUUCAUUGAGUUCGGGWGGCGGYUCACCGUCGCCCACAUCACUUUCGCACGGCGGUGCGSCAGGAGACGUCGCCAGCUUUACRCAAUUAACCAAUGCGACGGCCUAUCGAGACGUGUACGGUGGUUUUGCCACCGAUCCGACUGUUAUAUCACUGUUUCCGUCCCCGCUGAGUCCAGUUCUAACAAGCAGUUAUCCCGGAUCWCUCUUGACAUCGGCCACCAAUGGCAUUCAACAGUAUGGCAUGCAACCGAGUAGUGCAAUCAGCGCCGUCUCAUCCGCCUCGCCAUCCCAUCAGCCAGUACAUUCGGCCGCYUCCACGCCUGGCGCACAUGCAACCAACUCUGUAGUGGUAGCGGGCACCGGUUCCGGUUCAAAUUCCAUCAACAACGACGACUACGGCUCGCCGAAGAGCAAUACCAGUAGUAAUGGUGGUGGUGGUGUUGGCAGUGGAGCGACCAACAGCCAGUCUAUUGCUGGUGGCAGUGGACGUUUGCCUGCAUUUCAACGCAUCUCCAGUUAUGUUGGUGGUGCGGGCGGUGCAGCUGGUGUCGGCGGUGUGUCGAAUGUCAACGUCGGCGGUGGCGGCGCCGAUCGUUACACAUCGUUGACAAAUUAUCGCACAAACGACACAUGGGCAGGCCAUUAUGAGGCAAUUGGUUACGCGCCCACUUCGGUCGUAACGAGCGCUGCCGGCCUAGUUGGAAACACGAACGUCAUACGCAGCUGCAAUGGACGUGCGGGUCCGGGCGUUGGCGUGGUUGGUGUUGGUGUGGAGGGCUCCGCAUCAGCCAAUUUGGCGGCCGCUGCGGCACAUUUGACUGCAUCCGCAUCGUUGUCAGCAACAUUUUACGAUGCCGAUUUUAUCACCGACGGGCGAGAAUGUGUCAAUUGUGGUGCGGUUUCAACUCCAUUGUGGCGCCGUGAUAAUACCGGACAUUAUUUGUGCAAUGCGUGCGGUCUUUAUAAUAAAACGAACGGCAUGAAUCGCCCCUUAAUAAAACAGCCUAGACGAUUGAGUGCAUCCCGUCGUGUUGGUCUUUCCUGCUCGAACUGUCUCACAACACACACCUCGCUCUGGCGCCGCAAUCCCAGCGGUGAGCCCGUUUGCAAUGCCUGCGGACUGUACUUCAAAUUGCAUAGCGUGAAGCGGCCCUUGAACAUGAAGAAGGACACUAUACAGACACGCAAGCGCAAAGCCAAGGGYGCCAAGGGUGAAAAGUCCAGCAAAAGCAGCAAAGCAAAUGCGAACGCCAAUUCGGCGGCUGUCGCCAAUAACGAACUAAAACAAUUAACAACUAACUUGCAACAGCAACAGCAACUGCAACUGCAGCCACAAACGCCACAAAUGCAAGUGAAACAAGAGUCACAAAGCAACAAUAACAACAACAACAACACUGUAUUGACGCAUACAGCACGUUUGUCACCAACAACAAAUGAUGGCAGCAUCUCACCGACAGACACGAAAUCACCACUUAUGGCCUUGUUGCCAUCAUCACCUUUAACGCAGAUGGAAAAUGUUGCUACAAUGCAAGAACAACAACAGUUACAACAAACAUACAAUCAGAAAAUGUCACCAAUGCCGCAUGCAAACUCACCGACAAUGUUCUCAUAUACAUCACCGACACAUAAUGGGCAUUUGAAUAACAAUAACCGUUCAUAUAACAACAACAAUACUAAUAAUAAUAAUAAUAAUAAUAAUAAUAACAACAAUACGUUAAAUCUUAUGCAGAAACAACUGCAGACUCACCAAACGCAACAAUUGCAGAAUAUGCAACAACAGCAUGCAGCACAAUCGCCGCGGCACCAACAACAGCAACAACAAUUGAUGACACAGCAACUUAUGCAAUUGAUGCCGCCACAUUCGUCCCCCUCCACAUCGGUAUCGAUGCCACCAACGCCGACUACCCCAACCACACCGACGACGCCAACCACGCAUCACCAACAGCAGCCAUUGCAGCAGCAAUUGUCACCAAUGCAGGAGCAGCAACAGCACCAGCAGCAGCAGCUCCAGCAACAGCAACAACAACAGCUAUUUCAACAUUUGGUGCACCAGCAUCAGCUGCAACAUGACCAACAACAGGCGCAUUUGGACAACAUGUCGCUGCACUAUCACCAACAAUACCUGCAGCAGCAACAACAACAACAACAACAUCAACAACACUCAAUUGCGCCACAAAGUCCCGCUGGUUCCGCAUCGCCAACGCAUUCGAAUUUCGGUGAAUUGUUGCCGCUGCACGAUUCGRCCAUCAAAAUGGAGCAACAACAUCGUCCAAAUCAUCAACAACACCACAGCCACAACACGCAUUUGAUUACACAAGAUGUGGCGCUCAGUCGCAGUCCCUCCUUGGAGGAUGACGAACUGAUGCUGGAGUUGCAACAUCAUCACCASCAACACGCCCAAUCGAUUGCGCUGAACUUGCAGCACCAACAAAAUCUCUUCGAAUUGCAUGAAUACGAUCGUAAAUAUGAACGCGGCACUGUGGUGAAGUCGGAGUGAGSGAGCUGCAAAUGGAGAGUGUUCUUUAGUUGGUGGCAUUAGCAGCAAAGCGUAACCAAAGAGUGGAUUUUUAUCAUUUACUUAUGAUAUACAUGCCUGUGUGAGUGUGGUUGUGUAUGUGUGCAAUAAGUAUGACCACCAGUUGUAUGAAUGUAUGUACUUAUAUUUUAGGACAAAUUUUAUUAGAUUUUUAGGGUAAAUUUUUGUGAAAACCAAUUCUCCAAAGAGCGCAGUAAAYGUGCAAAUAAAUAUGAAACGGUACAAUAAUCAUUAUUUUAAUUUAAAAUUAAUUAAUUUUGAACAAAUGAAAAAAAAACUGAAAAUUUAUUUCUUAAAUACAUUCAUAAUGGACUAAAAUGGGUAUGCUUGCCUGUAGAUACAUAUGUACAUUGCUAAUUAAAA
Bactrocera latifrons is the source of this 6508-nucleotide messenger RNA. RefSeq names its product box A-binding factor-like. The coding region runs from base 899 to 6106 and encodes 1735 amino acids. The transcript is spliced from 8 exons. Gene Ontology annotation, molecular function: DNA-binding transcription factor activity, RNA polymerase II-specific; zinc ion binding; RNA polymerase II cis-regulatory region sequence-specific DNA binding. Lineage: Eukaryota; Metazoa; Arthropoda; Insecta; Diptera; Tephritidae. Gene Ontology annotation, biological process: negative regulation of transcription by RNA polymerase II; positive regulation of transcription by RNA polymerase II; cell fate commitment. The record is from RefSeq and is a predicted model, not a curated record.